Messenger RNA from Marchantia polymorpha subsp. ruderalis, 2032 nucleotides. NCBI's taxonomy places the organism in Eukaryota, Viridiplantae, Streptophyta, Marchantiopsida, Marchantiales, Marchantiaceae. The record is from the annotation of a GenBank genome assembly.
GUCGCGUCUGUGGCUGCUGCGGGCUAUAGAUGGGAGAUGAGUUCGAUCAUUCUCCGUGAAAAUCUCGUGAACAUGCAGGAGAACAGAAAUCCUGGCGCUUUGACCUACCGGACGGCCACGUUAACGCGAGUGUAAAUUUAUCCAGUGUGCUUGCAUGGAAGGGUUACCGGGAGGAAGGUGGAGGACCGGAUCGCGAGCGGCAGUCGCUGACAAUGACAAAAGGAGGGGAAAAAAUACUGAAAAAAGACAUGCGCGAGCCAACAGUGGCAGCGAUGGUCGAUUGAUGGAGGAUGGCGUGGGGGGCGGGCGGGCGGGCGGGCGGGCAGAGACGGGCCGGAGAGAUUCGUGGCAGCCCAAGUCGAGCGGUGAUGGAAAUGGCCGAGAUGGGAUAAAUCGAGCCAGCUGAACAGUUGCAUGGUCAUGGCCUCGACCUUUCCCUUUGACAUUACCGAUGGCUCAGGUGUGGGCUAGAGUUGAGGAAGUUGAAGCUACACGCGCUGACUUUUUUCUGGCUGUGAAUCUACAAAUCCCCUCUGCCUAGUUUCUUAAUUUCACUCUCUCGAGCUGCAGACCCACCUGCCUCAGCUUGCUUCACGCUGUUGACCCCUUUACCUUUAGCUGCUUGCGAGCAGCUUUCAACUCCUUCAUUCUCAUUCUCUAAGUUCCCCAGCCUCCAGCCCCCAGCACCGUCUGCCACCUCGUCUCCUCGCUGCCUCGCACUUGCGAGCCAAAAUGACGAAGCUCGUUCACUCUCUCGCUUUGGUCUGCCUAAUCUGCAUCACCAUCAUCUCUUCGGUGCCCGUGUGCCUGUCGGUCCGCCCGUUCCCAGCAGAUUCGGAAGUUGUGGCGUCUGCAGUCGUUGAUACGACCAAUGAUGAAGUGAGUCACCCCACGGAGGCGGCUUCUUCAGUCGACACCACUGUGACUGAAACCCGAGAUGAAGACAUGAAUGUCAGCCCGUGUUAUGCAACCGUGGCCGAAUCACAAAUCGAAGGACGAUCUGAAGCACCUGACGCCGAUGAUGAUCUGACUUUGGUCGAAGUGGACUGCCGAAGGAUGCUAGCGGACUAUGAUCCACCGAAAUCCAACACCAACCCAAAGAAGAGGGGUCUGCUUGAGGUUUCGACGGAAUUAGGUGUUUCCGAAGCAACCACGGAGCCAUCGACCUAUAGCACUGCAUUGUGAGUGAUGUUUUCCAAUCAUCUACCGUAGUCAGUCAUUCGAGGUCACUAUAUAUAUCUGAAUCGAUCUUGCACACUGUGAGUGCCUUGCUCAGGCCUCCGUUGCAUGUAGAGUAGAAAUUUAAGUUCAACUUGCACAUUCUUUGUGUAAAUACGUCAGCAGUCGACCAGUAGUAUUGUGGUUACAGAAAGCUUGCGCUCAAUUAUUGCAGCUCUAGUCUACACACUGAAUCAUGAGGGAUCACAGAAAGAAAGACCGCGCACACAUUUACGGUUAGUGUGGCAUUAGGAAGUUCGUAGAGAGAAGCGAAGAGGCUUCAUUGAAUCUUCUGAGAACACAAUAUUGGUGUUCCAAAGCUUGAUUUUAAUGUAUCAGGUACCUUUUUUCAAUUUAGGCUCCGAGGAGGAUGGUGAAUCGUCUCAACUCCUAAGUGUACCGUGGCCGCCAUCUUCUGUGUCUUUGGAGGAUUAUGUAUGUAGGGCGUCUGUACCUCAUCAACUGUUGACACUGUGUUUUGUGUUCCAACGGAGUAAGUAGAGUGGAGGGAGUUACAUUUCUGAGUCUGCCAUAAAUAUGAUUUUAGAAGUGGACCGAUUUGUAGUCUAGUACUCUUGGACAGUGUACCAGCUAUUAAACUAUGACCGUGUUAGAGCCUCGAUGAGAGUCUUGUGCUCUUGUAGAUGCACUAAGCAGUCUGCUUAGUAGUCAGUACUUGCUUCGUAUGUCCAUCUCUCUGACUGUGAGCAAGAGCAUUUUAAUUUGGAAUGCGUGCUGCCGCAGCAUCACAAUUUCUGUGUUAGUGACAUGCACCAUUUGAUCCUCACAGCCUCACCAUACUAUUUUCGUUAUG